CUUCGACAAAGACGGCGUCGUAACAAGAAAAUAUUAGAGCCUUGGCGUCGUAACUGGAAGCUCUAUCUCUCGCUUCGUCCCGCUCCUCUUCUUCUGGUUUUUAUUUGGUUACUUCGUAUUGGUUACGGACGCUUUUCUUUGGGAUUCAUUGUUGACUCUCUCUCUGGGGAAGCCAAGUAUAAUCAACCUAAUGGCAUCACUAGUGAAAGAGGACCACUUUGAGGAGUCACACAAGUAUAUGGGUUUUGCUCUGCACCAGGCUAAGCUUGCUUUGGAGGCUCUUGAAGUUCCCGCGGGAUGUGUCAUUACUGAAGACGGUAAGGUUAUUGCUUCAGGAAGAAACAGACGAAACGAGACACGCAAUGCCACAAGACAUGCAGAAAUGGAAGCAAUUGAUGAACUUGUUGGACCUUGGCGGAAAGAUGGACUCUCGCCUUCUCAAGUCGCUGAGAGAUUCUCCAAGUGCGUACUCUACGUAACUUGUGAACCUUGCAUUAUCUGUGCAUCUGCCUUGUCGUUUCUCGGUAUAAAGGAAGUGUAUUAUGGAUGUGCAAAUGAUAAGUUUGGGGGAUGUGGUUCCGUACUGUCUCUUCACUUAGUGAGUUCUGAUAUCAGUGAGAAAACUCAAAGAGGAAAAGGCUACAAGUGCAGAGGGGGAAUAAUGGCAGAUGAAGCUGUUUCUCUUUUCAAGUGUUUCUAUGAACAAGGCAAUCCUAACGCUCCAAAGCCACACCGCCCUGUAGUUCAAAGAUGAGAGAAGACGGUGAACAUGUUUUAAAGAUAUCGGGAAAUAGUAGUGGGGACCCUACUAAUACUUUUUUCGCUACUAUUACUUGCCAAACUAGUUUACAGAAUGCAAUUUAUACAAAAGUGAUGAGACUAAAUGAUAAUCAUUCGCUUGUUUCUAAUGAACCCACUGAAUAACUUGUCAAACCAUGAUCCUGGGGGUUAGACACUUUAGAUUCUUGCUUGGCUGUGUCACGUGGAAGAGGGAACAUAAAACCAAUUAGAGGCAAUGCACAGAUAGUCUCAAAGGCGACUUCUAAUCAUAACCAUACAUAUUUUCCUUCACGUUAGUCUAAAAACCUAUCCAUUUCAAACUCCAUUCUCUUUUGUAUUUGAGAAGGGUCUCUAUCAACCUAGAUACCUAGCACAGUACAAAGAUCCAUAAUCACACCUUAAACAAGGAUAGAUGAGUGGUACCAAAGCUAGCAAAGCCCCUAUUCAGUUGUUCUUAAAGCAGGUUUAAUGAAAUGGGUUCACUGGAGUUUCCUCAUUUUGCUAUUCUACGGUUGACAGAUACACAAACGACCCGACCUCAAUCCCAAAUCAACAAACGAUACUCGGAUACUUAUUGAUCAAAUAUCCGAGUCACAUCUCUUAUCUGCUUCAUGAUGAUU
Messenger RNA from Brassica oleracea var. oleracea, 1400 nucleotides. Its product is annotated as tRNA-specific adenosine deaminase 2. Gene Ontology annotation, biological process: tRNA wobble adenosine to inosine editing. The coding region runs from base 191 to 754 and encodes 187 amino acids. Gene Ontology annotation, molecular function: tRNA-specific adenosine-34 deaminase activity; zinc ion binding. The transcript has 8 exons. NCBI's taxonomy places the organism in Eukaryota, Viridiplantae, Streptophyta, Magnoliopsida, Brassicales, Brassicaceae. The record is from RefSeq and is a predicted model, not a curated record.